This is a messenger RNA of Blumeria graminis f. sp. triticale, 4584 nucleotides long. Lineage: Eukaryota; Fungi; Ascomycota; Leotiomycetes; Helotiales; Erysiphaceae. The record is from the annotation of a GenBank genome assembly.
AUGGCAUUCCUUUUCAAAAGUAAGAAGAAUGGAGACAGGUCACAAAUCCUGAGGGACGGCUCAAAAGCCAGCGCAGGGUUGCCGGCCACGAAUCAAGGUGUCAAUUUUCGUAUCAACGAGAAAGGAAUUGGCUAUCCUCCUCCCGCCAUCAAUGGCUUGAACGAGACUGCUGCUCCAUCUCCCGCUGCGCCAGCGGGAACACCCAGCCCAGAGCAAAUUAAUGGCCGUCGCACAAUACCACUGGAUCAAUCGCAAGACCUUCCCUUGCGCAGUGGGACGGCACCAGCUGUUCAGCCUAUGGCUGCAAAUCCAAAUUCUUUGUAUCCAUGGUCUCAAGCACGAUUGACUUACACUACUGCGCUUCAGGGGCCUUUCCCCCGUUACGGAGCUGCUGUAAACGCAACAGCCUCCAAAGAAGGCAAUAUUUACUUGAUGGGCGGUCUCAUUAACAGCUCUAUGGUAAAGGGUGAUUUAUGGAUGGUGGAAGCCGGUGGGAAUAUGGCAUGCUAUCCGCUAUCUACAACAGCAGAGGGACCGAAUCCUAGGGUUGGUCAUGCUAGUUUACUUGUUGGGAAUGCGUUCAUCAUAUAUGGAGGUGACACCAAAAUGGAAGAUUCAGAUAUCUUAGACGAAACCCUAUACUUAUUAAAUACAUCUACGAGACAAUGGUCAAGAGCUGUGCCAGCAGGACCCAGGCCUACUGGUAGAUACGGGCAUUCUUUAAAUAUUCUAGGGUCCAAGAUUUACGUUUUUGGAGGUCAAGUAGAAGGAUACUUUAUGAAUGAUCUAGUCGCGUUCGACCUAAACCAACUUCAAGUUCCCACUAACAGGUGGGAAAUGCUCAUUCGAAAUAGCGAUGAGGGGGGACCACCACCAGGCCAAAUUCCACCUGCAAGAACCAAUCACUCGAUUGUGACAUACAACGAAAAGCUUUUUCUAUUUGGAGGAACUAAUGGUUUUCAAUGGUUCAACGAUGUUUGGUCAUAUGAGCCCACUUCAAAUUCUUGGGCCUCUCUCGACUGUAUUGGAUACAUACCAUCUCCACGUGAGGGUCAUGCAGCAGCAAUUGUCGACGACGUUAUGUAUAUUUUUGGGGGCAGAACAGAGGACGGCUCAGAUCUCGGGGAUUUGGCUGCGUUUAGAAUACCUUCAAGACGCUGGUACACAUUUCAAAACAUGGGUCCAUCACCUUCGCCAAGGUCCGGCCAUAGCAUGACUGCUCAUGGAAAGCAAAUAAUAGUCCUAGCUGGGGAACCUAGCUCUGCAACCAGAGAAGUUGGUGAUCUGUCGAUAGUUUACAUCCUAGACACCACCAAAAUCAGGUAUCCUAACGAUCAUCCAACUCAAUUGGGUUCCGACCGCAUUCCUGGAGGACGACGCCCUAGUACAUCUGAUAAAGCCCUUCCGUCUACCACCCGUGGGACAUCUAUACGGGAUGCUAUGACGUCACCCGAGGCCAAAAAAUCAAACGAGAUCGUAGCUCGUGGAAAUAGCCAAAAUAACUCUAACUGGGGUGAGAUGAAUGGAAUCGCUACUUCAACACACACGCAACCCUCUCUACAAGGACAGCUGGUUAAUUCAAAAUUGCCAAGAGCAACUCCGUCGCAAACAUCUUCAGGCCCACCUCCGCAACAGCAGGCUCCAACUCCAAGAUCCAACAGUGCGACAUCUAACGCAGUUGGUCGAAAUAGAUCACAAGCAAGGCAUGAGACUGGUAGAAGCUCUUCCGUAGAUGUUACCGCACGAAACGGUGAUAUUCCCUCCGGUGUAUCACCGACACAUAGUAUUACUACGUCUCUAUUAUCAAAAGACGGUUCAAAAGAGGCCUUGGCUGAAAACAGGAAAGUACUAGCCGGGCAAUCUCCACCAGCAAGCAAACCAAGCUCUACUGAAAAUGGCCCCCCAGUUAGCAUGAAUACAAUAGGCUCUGGAUCACUCCGUCCAUCAUCAAGAAAUCGUUCUAAUCGUCAGCAGAGUUCUGUGGACAGUACCAAUGAUCACUCCUCCUUACGGAAUGUGAUAAACUCCCGGCAGACCUCACCACCCCCCUCAAACCGAAAUUUAAUUAACCCACUAGUUAGAAAAGGCUCUGCACGAAACUCGCAAGCUGUCUCUCUUCUCAAAGAACUUGAUGUCGCCAAAAAUCGCAACGCUUGGUAUGCAUCAGAGUUAGAACUUGCAAGAAAAGCGGGCUAUACACCAACCACGCCAAAUUGUUUAGAUCACAAGUCUUUGGAAACUUUUGAUGAUGAUGACAAGCCCCUUAUUGAGGCACUAAUUUCAAUGAAGACAGAACUUGCCAAUGUUCAGGGGUCUAUUGACAGACAAGCUAUACUAGCUGCGAAGCAAAUUUCUGAAGUAGAAAAGCAACGAGAUUCUGCUGUGCGUGAAGCCAUAUAUGCGAAGGCAAAACUUGCUGCACACUGCGGUAAUCAAGAUAGUAUCUUGACUCCUGACAGCGAGUCGUAUGAUGUGGGAACUCUGGCGAAUGAUAGGGCUGUAGAUAUUAGUAGGAAGCUUGCUACAGCACUCUCUGAUCAAAAUAAGUUACAGAGCACAAUUGAGGCACUAAAUACUGAGUUAGAGGCGGAAAAGCGAAGCAAAAAAGUGGCUGAAGAAAUAGCCAAGACCUCUCAAGCUCGGAUCUCAGAGCUUGAAAGCUACAAGCAGCAGAACUCAAGCGAAGUAGAACGUUUGAAAGCUGAAUUACAUGAAUCCCAGGUCAUGUUCAGGAAGGAAUCAAUCGCUUGCGCCGAAGCAGUCGCAUCUGCUCAAUUACUUCAAGCCGAUAAGGAUGAACUUGAUGUUAAAUUUCUUAACGCCCUAGGCUCAUCUAAAGAUACAGAGAACACCUUUGCCUCUCUCCAAGAGGCCAUGGGAUCACUUGUUGAGACGCGUAGUCUGCUACAAAGGCAGCUAGACGACGAGCGUUUGGAAAGAGAGAAGUCCGAAGCUAAACUGUCGCAAAUAAGAUUUGAACAUGAGAGUUGUACAACUCGACUAGAAGCAAUAACGCGGAAGCUACAAUGCGCAGAAGAACUAAUCCAAACACAAGAAAAUGAGGCCAAAUCCCAAUGGCAAGCUAUUCAGGCAGGACUGGCUCGCGUAGUAUCUGUUGAAGUCGAUACUCCAAAACAAGCAAACGAUCAGCGACUCGUUGCACUCCAAACCCAAGUUCAAACGGCAAAUGACCUGGUCCGAAAAUAUCAAGCGGCAGCUGACACUGCCUCAGAAAAACUACGGAGUGCAGAAGAACGUAUUGCUGGCUUGGAGGCCUAUCAAGAACAAGCAAGUCGUGAGGGUAUGUCUAUACGAAAACAACUUCAAGCCUCCAUGAGAGAAAUACAGUCUCUUCAAGCUUCAAAUACAGAAAUGAAGUAUCAGCUUGAAAAUCAACAAUUAGAAUCUAACGCAGUACAUGUACAGCACAAUACUUUGAAAUACAUAUUAGAGGAACGUAGUGUGACUCCAACAAAGAACUCUAGAACUCGUGGUCUCUCAAGCCCACCUUCAAUGUCUGAUACCACCGAUGUAUCCCAGAUAAAGACUCUUGAACAACAACUACUAUCAAGCCUUGAGGCUCAAGAAGAAACAAAGCAGAUGUAUGAAGCUCGUGAACAAGAAUCAGAACGUCUGUACAGAGAAAAACUUACUCAGCUCGAAAGUGAUUACCAAUCUGCCGUAAAUUAUGUGAAGGGAACUGAAAAAAUGCUUAAACGUCUCAAUGAUGAGCUUACACGUUAUAAAUCAGAUAAUAUUCGAUUAAAUGAGCGGAUAUCAGGGGUCGAAGAAGGAACGGCUGGCGGAAAUAAAGCAGUUAUGUGGGAAAAUGAGCGCUCCGAGCUUUACAAGCAAAUUAAAUUGCUGCAAGGAGAGUUGAAAAUUCCUUCUAAGCAAUUUGAACAGGAAUUGGCAGAUGUUCGAAAUAAGCUCUUAUCGGCUGAACAGGAACGCGAUACAUUAAAGCGUGAUCAAGAAGAUCUACAGAAUCGAGUCAAGGCUGACCUAGCAAAAGUACAGGAACAGAAGGCUCUUUUGUUGAAGCGUGCAGAAGAAGCAGAACGCAAAGUGUCCGUUCUAUUGGAUCAAGUUGAGCAAUCAGUAGAUAUCUAUCGUCGAAAUUCACGAUCUAUAGACCAUCGUAGUGCUACGCCUACUGCUGCCUCUACAGCUCUGUACCAACGCAGCCCCCUGGUAACCGAUUCUACAUCAGAGGCAUCAUAUGAAAGUGGAAAUCGUAGCUCGAUGGCACUUGAUAGCCUUGCCAAUGAAUUGGAAACAUUACGUUCACACUGGCAGAACACCAAUAAAAAUUAUCGGCUCAGCAAUGCAUUUGAUUUCGAUGAACGAACUGUAUCAACGAAAGGGCCAGAUGAAAUGUUGACAGCACCAAACGUUGGGGAAGGGCUAACCAGCAGCCUUGCUAGCUGGAGAAAACGGUUAGACUCUGAUCAGGCAGUGGUACCUAGCCAAAUAAACGGACCAACUGAAAAUAUCGUCAACUCGACUUCCGCAAAGAGCGAAGCCCAGCCCAGUGAACUGAGCGCGAAUAACUUAGAGAAUGGCGAACUAAAUGCUAUCUGA